UUUAUUUUUGUUUAAUUUCUUCAAAUCUGCUUUGUGUUUUCAUUAUCUGUUCCACAUUCAAACAAUGUUUAGCAAUCUAAAUAAACAAGUUACAGCCAAAUUUCGAAGUACGCGAAACAAAGUUGCCAGCAAACCGAAUCAGCCAAAGACCCCGCCCGCAACAACAAUAAUGCCUGUGAGAUCCGCAAGAAUGGGAGCAGCUGUUGACUUGUCAAGCAACCAGCUUAAACCCGGCACAAAGUCGUCGGCAACAAUGCCGAGGAACCAAGUGAAGCCUCAACCGGAACCGCAGCCCACUAAGCCGCCAGCUAAAUCAACAACCAGCUGCACUGGAUCUGAAGGCGAACAGAGGCUUAAAAUUAAGUCUGCAAAUAACGUUUCGUCAAGAAUGCGCGCAGAAGCUGCCACGUUACCUAGGAACUCUCAAUCCUUUCCAUUGAGCAAACGCGUCUUUCGCCCCUCCGCCUCCAAAAUCUUUGACUAUGACCUAUCCAAGGAGGAGAAACGCUAUUUUGGCCAAUAUCACAAUCCAAUGAAAUCUGUGCCAGCUGAGGAGCUGCAGCUGCUGAAAACUGGACAACGUACAACAUAUUUGGAGACGCGCUACGCACACACCCCUGAUGCUAAGUACAAUUAUCCGGAGGCAACCAGUUGGCGAUACGGUUGGUUCCAUCGCAAGGACGCUGUCAAUUAGGGCGAAAAACUGGCUAGGAUCGUCUUUGGCGAUUUUUGUCAUAUCUUGACUAUCCAAUAUCCAAAGUAAUCCGCAUUUAUUGGAAAUAUCACAAUUUUUUUUUUAAAUAUUUUGCGCUAUUUUCUACGGCUUUUCUGCGUUUUGUAACCAAACCCCAUUUAAAAAGUCUUGUCAUAUUCUAACUUGUAUCGAACCAAAAUUUUAGAAAGUGUAACUUUUUCAUAUUUAUACUGA
Drosophila virilis is the source of this 928-nucleotide messenger RNA. RefSeq lists its product as uncharacterized. NCBI's taxonomy places the organism in Eukaryota, Metazoa, Arthropoda, Insecta, Diptera, Drosophilidae. The record is from RefSeq and is a predicted model, not a curated record.